Molecule: messenger RNA, 1470 nt
Organism: Lolium rigidum
Lineage: Eukaryota; Viridiplantae; Streptophyta; Magnoliopsida; Poales; Poaceae
Product: probable protein phosphatase 2C 8
Exons: 3
Coding region: 1-1182 (393 amino acids)
Biological process (GO): protein dephosphorylation
Cellular component (GO): nucleus; cytosol
Molecular function (GO): protein serine/threonine phosphatase activity; cation binding
Source: RefSeq, a predicted model, not a curated record
AUGAGCAGCGAGACGGCGAGUCAUGCGCGGGAGCAGCUCCUCGCCGGCGAGAGGAGGCUGGUGACGGUGGCCCGCACGGCAAGGCGGCGCCGGCUCGAGCUCCGCAGGCUCGGGCGCACGGCGUCUUCCGUGGCGGAGGACGAGGGAGCGAAGAGGGUGCGCCCGGCGCCGGAGGGCAGCUCGGAGGAGGAGUCGUUGGACUCGGCGAGGGUGGCGCCGGAGGACGGUAUGGCUGCGGCGUGCUUGUCCCACGGCGCGGUGUCGGUGAUCGGGCGCCGGCGGGAGAUGGAGGACGCGGUGGCCGUCGCGCCGCCCUUCCUGGCCGACAAGGCGGCGGGGAGCGGCGACGGCGACGUCGUGGACACGGGGCAGGAGGGCUUCUUCGCGGUGUACGACGGGCACGGCGGGUCCCGCGUGGCGGAGGCGUGCAGGGAGCGGAUGCACGUGGUGCUCGCGGAGGAGGUGCGGCGGCUCCGUCGCCGGGUGGACAGCGAAUGGCAGGGCGGGGCCUCGGACGACGGCGCGCAGUGGAAGGAGGCCAUGGCGGCGUGCUUCGCGCGGGUGGACGGCGAGGUCGGCGCCGACGACGGCGACACCGACGCAGCCGGCGAGCAGACGGUGGGCUCCACGGCCGUCGUCGCCGUGGUGGGCCCGCGCCGCAUCGUGGUGGCCAACUGCGGCGACUCCCGCGCCGUGCUCUCCCGCGGCGGCGCGCCCGUCCCGCUCUCCUCCGACCACAAGCCAGACCGACCUGAUGAGCUGGAAAGAGUAGAAGCAGCUGGUGGCAGGGUCAUUAACUGGAACGGAUACCGUAUCCUGGGAGUGCUUGCGACUUCUAGGUCAAUCGGAGACUAUUACCUGAAACCAUAUGUCAUAGCGGAGCCAGAGGUUACCAUCAUGGACCGGACAGACAAAGACGAGUUCCUUAUAUUGGCAAGCGAUGGUCUGUGGGACGUCGUGUCCAACGACAUUGCCUGCAAGAUCGCGAGGAAUUGCCUAAGUGGGCGUGCGGCUUCCAAGUACCCCGAGUCCGUCUCUGGUAGCACGGCGGCCGACGCCGCAGCGCUGCUUGUUGAGCUCGCCAUCUCGCGCGGCAGCAAGGACAACAUCAGCGUCGUUGUGGUGGAGUUGCGACGACUGAAGAGUAGGAUGGGAGCGGUGAUCAAAGAGAACCGCAGGUAGUACUAGUAGUAGUAAUGUAGAAGUGGCCGGCUGUCACAAGAAUAGCAUGGUAACGGGAAAGAAAGAAAGAAAGAAAGAAUUAGCAGCUGAGUUCGUGGGGAUGGUGUAGCUAAAACGGCUCAGGGACGUUGUGACUGCUGUUGAGUUGAGUGCGCUAUUUGCAGCCGUGCUGUUGUAUUGCGUUGUGUUGGUUCUUUGUAGUUCUUCUAUGCUGACGUUCAGGGCGAAGCGGCAGGAAGCAUAAGCUGCAUUCGUCAGUUCUGAUCAUUAGUUUUGCCUAAAACGGCU